UAAUCCGAGGCGGGCGGGGAAACUUCCUGUUGAAUUUGCCGGCUGACAGUCGCCUGCGGACCGUCGGGGGCUGAGCCAUGGGGAAGCUGCUGGCACUCGCUGUCGUCGGGGUCCUGGGCGCCCUGAUCGGGGAAAGGCUGAUGGGAUUUCGACAUAGAUUGUGUGCCUCGCGAGAAUAUAAACCGAAGCGGCUUCCAAACUGCCACCUUAUAAAAGGAAUUGAAACUGGCUCGGAAGAUAUCGACAUACUUCCUAAUGGCCUGGCUUUCAUUAGUUCUGGUUUGAAAUACCCCGGGAUAGUAUCGCUUGCCCCUAAUAAAAGGGGAGAAAUACUUCUUAUGGAUCUAAAAGAAGACAAUCCUCGACCUGUUGAGCUGAGAAUCAGCCGGGGGUUUGAUCUGGCAUCCUUUAACCCUCAUGGGAUCAGCUUAUAUAUCGGUGAUGAUGACACUGUGUACCUCUUUGUCGUAAAUCACCCGCAUCAGAAGUCAACGGUGGAGCUAUUUAAAUUCGUGGAGGACGACAAUUCUCUGGUGCACUUGAAAACGAUCAAACAUGAGCUUCUGCCAAGUGUGAAUGAUAUUGUGGCUCUGGGUCCUGACAGUUUCUAUGCCACCAAUGACCACUAUUUCACAGAGCUCAUCUUGAUCUACUUGGAAACAUUCCUAGGCCUUACCUGGACAAAUGUUGUCUACUACAGUCCGAAAGAAGUUAAAGAAGUGGCGUCAGGAUUUUACUCUGCCAAUGGCAUUAACAUUUCACCUGACGGGAAGUACGUCUAUGUUGCUGACUUGUUUGGUCUAAGCAUUCACAUCUUUGAAAAGCAUGAGAAUUUGAGUUUAACUCCUCUGAAGGUAUUGCCAGUGGAAUCUGUAGUUGACAACAUAUCGGUCGAUCCUUCCACUGGAGACCUUUGGCUGGGAUGCCAUCCCAAUGGCAUGAAACUCAUCUCCUAUGAUCCAGAAAACCUUCCUGGUUCAGAGGUCCUACGUAUCCAGGGCAUCCUUUCUGAGAAGCCUGUAGUCACCCAAGUGUAUGUCGACGACGGGUCAAUAAUCCAGGCGUGCUCAGUUGCAAAUGUAUACGACAAUCAGCUGCUUAUCGGCACCGUGUUUCACAGAGCUCUUCGCUGUGAACUGUAGUUUGCUCAUCCUGGACUUUGUCACAGCGGAAAAGGUCAGCCUUAAUCUGAGCCAAGCUUCCUACCAGAUGCAGUUCUCAAAUGGCUAACUUCAAAACACUUUGCAAUAAAAGUUGACAAGAAUGUUCCUGGCCUUCCUCACCCACCACCCACUUCAAGAAGGAGGUAACACAAGAAAAAAAAUGUUUUUUAAAAGGAAAGCAGCAACAUUGGAAGAUUAUGUUGACUUCUUUUGACAGUGUAAUUUAACAGAGAACCUCAAGUAAUGCCUGCAUCCAUAAAGAAAUGGAUGCUAA
Podarcis raffonei (Aeolian wall lizard) is the source of this 1437-nucleotide messenger RNA. RefSeq names its product serum paraoxonase/arylesterase 2-like. The transcript has 9 exons. Lineage: Eukaryota; Metazoa; Chordata; Lepidosauria; Squamata; Lacertidae. Gene Ontology annotation, molecular function: arylesterase activity. Gene Ontology annotation, cellular component: extracellular region. The coding region runs from base 78 to 1142 and encodes 354 amino acids. The record is from RefSeq and is a predicted model, not a curated record.